This is a messenger RNA of Mycena indigotica, 963 nucleotides long. RefSeq lists its product as uncharacterized. The transcript has 2 exons. The record is from RefSeq and is a predicted model, not a curated record. Lineage: Eukaryota; Fungi; Basidiomycota; Agaricomycetes; Agaricales; Mycenaceae. Bases 1 to 963 code for a protein of 320 amino acids.
AUGACCUCGAGCCUGGCUCUAUUCCCUCGAUCGACGUUCUCUCUGUGCCAAUCCGCACCAUCCAUGCUGCGCGGCCUCGCCAUUCGCUCCACCACCUGUCCACCUACCGACAACGCGGGUAAUCGGCUGAGCUUCACGAGUAGCAGCACAGGCGAUGAGCCUGUCACACAGAGAUGCACCUACGCCGGCAAUGGAGGGACUUGUAUCUAUAUUAACGGCCAAUUGGCCCCCGGACCCCCAACAUGUCCUUUUGUGGAGGACAGUGGAGGUGGCACGAACCCGGCGCCGCCCACCACAGUACCUCCGCAAGCCUCGACAGAGCAGCAUACUCCCAGUCUCACAAGUGACAUUCCCCUCACAGCGCCGACUGGCCAGCCUAGCUCCACAUCUGUUUCUCGGGAGGCUGACUCGGCAGACCACGGAAUCGUGAGUAGAACUUCGACUCAAGAUGCAGCAAGCGAUAUCUCCCUCGCAAUGCCGACCAGUCGGUCUUCUUCUCUGAUCCGGUCAUCAGAAGCAACUCCACCUUCGAGCAUGACGCUGAACAAACCCACCAGCCACGGCGGUUCCACAUCGUCAGCGAGACCUUUAUCUUCCAGGCGCCUUGCCCCAGCUGCCGUUGUCGGCAUCGCUAUUGGUGUUGUCCUGCUCAUCGCUCUUGCUUUCCUGAUCGUCUUCCGCGUCAUUCGCUGGAAACGAAGGCGUGCAUUGGCCACUGCUGUAUCGCCGUUCACCGAGGUUGCACCGCCGUCCGACGGAGCGGUCUCGCGGAAGGCUUUCCGUCCCAUAUCGCUAUCUGCCAAUCCACCAGUUGACAGCAGCGGCGAACAAACGUCGAUGGAGGGUCCAGACAGGCAUCGAGCAGAGAAUGACGCACUACGUGAGCGUGUCAGGGAAUUAGAGCAUGAGCUGGAGUAUGCGAGGGAGGAACCACCAAUGUACACCGUGGCGCCGAGAGACUAG